Messenger RNA from Spinacia oleracea (spinach), 4398 nucleotides. Its product is annotated as serine/threonine-protein kinase TIO. Gene Ontology annotation, biological process: protein phosphorylation. The transcript is spliced from 22 exons. The record is from RefSeq and is a predicted model, not a curated record. Gene Ontology annotation, cellular component: cytoplasm. Lineage: Eukaryota; Viridiplantae; Streptophyta; Magnoliopsida; Caryophyllales; Amaranthaceae. Gene Ontology annotation, molecular function: protein kinase activity; protein binding; ATP binding. Bases 235 to 4218 code for a protein of 1327 amino acids.
AGCCCUAUACUUUGACAAAAAUAAAUUGAAAAUCGAGGAAGCGGCAAAAAUUCAAAAACUCCACCCCUCGUACCACACAGUUAACGGAUAUCCCUCAAUCACCCCUAAAUCGCAGGAUUUCGUAAACCCUACCCGAUAAUUUCUACUGAUUAAAUCGCAUUGAAAUUUCAAAUUCCAACUUCAAGCUUAUCGAUUUCAAGCAUAUUCAUCAAAUUGAGUCAAAGAUCGGAAGAAAUGGGGGUUGAAAAUUAUCACGUCACUGAGCUUGUUGGUGAAGGAUCUUUUGGCAAAGUUUACAAAGGAAGAAGAAAGUUCACUGGCCAGACUGUUGCUAUGAAGUUUAUAAUGAAGCAUGGGAAGAGUGAUAAAGAUCUUCACAAUCUUAGGCAGGAGAUUGAGAUACUCAGAAAGCUGAAACAUGAGAAUAUUAUAGAAAUGCUCGACUCCUUUGAGACUGCACAAGAAUUCUGUGUAGUCACAGAGUUUGCUCAGGGUGAACUUUUUGAGGUCCUUGAGGAUGAUAAGUGCCUGCCUGAGGAACAAGUUAAAGCAAUUGCAAAGCAGUUGGUAAAAGCGCUGCAUUACUUGCAUUCCAAUCGAAUUAUUCACAGGGACAUGAAGCCGCAGAAUAUCCUUAUUGGUUCAGGCUCCAUUGUUAAGCUUUGCGAUUUUGGGUUUGCUCGUGCCAUGUCAAUGAACACUGUUGUACUUCGCUCCAUUAAAGGCACUCCAUUAUACAUGGCUCCUGAGCUUGUUCGUGAACAACCGUACAACCACACAGCUGACUUGUGGUCUCUUGGAGUGAUUUUGUAUGAGCUUUUUGUUGGCCAACCUCCAUUUUAUACCAACUCAGUGUAUGCACUUAUACGACAUAUUAUCAAGGAUCCAGUUAAGUAUCCUGAAAAUAUGAGCCCAGAUUUUAAAAGCUUCUUGAAAGGAUUACUUAAUAAGGUCCCACAGCAAAGACUCUCUUGGCCUGGCCUUCUUGAGCACCCGUUUAUUAAAGAUUCUUCAGAUGAUUUGGAGACAAGGGAAUUGCUUUCUCCGAUAAAGCCGCCAAUGGGGCGUGAAGCUGCUCGGAGAGGUGAGGCUCCAAAAAUUCCCCCGCCAGUACGCUCUAAGACUGUCACUCCUGAAAGUAAUAAUCAUACCCCUUGUGCUUCUGAUAGUAAUUCACCAGGACUUCUGUCUGAUGCCCAACCCAGCGAGUCUGACUUGGCCGUGACAGAGGCAUCUCUUGGGCCUACAGGCAGUCAACCAGUAGAUAGGCUGGAAAAUAAUUCUCGCACCAUCAAAGGUGCGAAGGUGAUAGGCCAAAAAAAGGAGGCCCUAACACUCAUUCUGGAGCCAGUCAAAGUCUUUUCUAAAGGAAUUGGGAACUGUAUCAGGAAGGAAGACAUUCUCAAUUUGAGUCAGUCACUCAGAAUUCUUUCAAACUUAGUUGCAGCUGAUGCUGUCACACAUACUAGUCGGGAUGAAAUCAUUUUUGAGCUUCUUGGGCUGACUUCUGCUCUUCUUAGCCAAAAAAAGAUUGAUGCUUAUGACUUGAUUGCUAAGAGUUUUAUGAUUAUUAGAAAAUUGAUUGAUGGUGGUGGAGACAGCUUUGGGAGCUCAUGUUUUACCCAGUGGGUUGCCCUUGUCGAGCUGUUUUUACAGGUCCUUAGUAGUUCAGAAGAUUCGAGUGGCAGAGUUCUUUAUGAAUCUACCUCCUCUAUUGCAGUCAUGUUAAAUCAAGUUACUUCGGCUAUUAAAACAUUUUCUCCUUCCGUCCCUCCUAUGGAUAUACUGAAGCAAAUCCUUGAUCAUGCUAAAACAAGUGGUUUGGUUGAUCAACUUUGUGCGUGCUUAGCAGCUUCAGGAACAAGUUUGAUUUCGGGUUCUGCUAAUUUGUCCCGUGUUGCUACGGAAGGAUGUAAAGCACUUUGGUUUUUAAUUAAUGCAUUGGAAAGUUUGUCACUCAAAGAGAAAGCUGGGACAUUUCCACUCACUUCUUUGCGCAGCCAUUCAUUAGCCCGACUUGAUAUCAGAGAGCACGACAGGUCUCCAGAUAUUGGAACCGAUUGUGAGAAAGUUCUUGAUGCUAUAACAAGAGCAUUUCUGGAUUCCAAACCAGUUCAUUGUGCUAUAUUGUACUGCCUUCGUCAGCGCAAUGAAGCUGUGCUCUUAGCUGGUAUCCAGCUCCUACUGAGGUGUUCUAUGCGCAGUGGAAUAUUGCCGAGUGUACUUUGUGGCCUUCCCAGUUCUUUGCCUGUGACAACAGAGGUUAGUGGUGGAGGGGAUCACACGUUUGUUUCUGAGAUAUUCUCCAUAAUAUCUCUCUGUGGACCAUAUUUGAGCAAAAAUACCCAAAUUGGUGAAGCUAAUGGCUCGAAGUGCAAAUUAGCUAAUCCUCAUGGGCUUGCUUUGCAUUCAUGUUUGCUGCUUGCAACGAUUGCUCAAUCAUUUAAGUCGGUUGGGAGAAGAUACUCAACAUCCAUUCUGACUACUACCUCAAAGGAACAGCAGUCAAGGCUGUCAUCACUUGCGCAACUGUUUUCUUUUGAUGAUGGAAUUCCAUCUUCAUUUCACCCUCACUGUGCAUCUGCCAUGCUAGCCUUUGCAUGUAUUCUAUCUCUUGAGACUGGAUCUUCAGCUGAGUCUUCAUUAUCUGAUAUUGCAAUGCCUUUUGUCCCUCGAACUGCUACUCUGUGUGACCUCCUCAAAAUGAAUUAUAGAGUCGAGCAUGAGAACAACUGCAAUGCCACAUAUAUGCUUUCUUAUUGGCAUGGGCUACGGGAUGGAUAUGUUGGCUUGCUUGAAUGUAGAUUAAAAUGGGGAGGACCUUUGGCUGUCCAACAAUUUUGUGCUAGUGGACUACCACAACUCCUUAUAGAUUUGCUGGGAAACAAUCCUAGCGUUGAUUCUCAAGCAACAGGUUACGAUCUAGUUGGGCUAUCUCCUACUGGAGUAUUGUGGGCUAUUUCAUGUCUAAGCCAUUGCCUUCCAGGUAGCUCUGUGACUUUCCGACAGAUAUUACUGCGGAAUGAACAUGUUGAAUGUAUUCGCGACUUGGUAUCUGAUGCUCAUCUGAAGCUCCUUAAAACUUGGGCUGGGCCUAGCGGGGGGAAGAGUGGAGUGAGGGAUAUCAUAAAUGCAGUGAUUGAUUUUUUGGCCUUUCCUUUUGUUGCCGUUCAAAAUGCCUCUGGUUUGCCAUCUACCACUGCUUCCAUGAGUAGUGGACUUCUACUUAAUGUAGAUUCACCUGGUGCAAAAGUAUGCAGCAAAGACUCAGACAUUACGGAAGCAAUCAAGGAAAACAUGGAAAAGUACACAAAGAUUCUUCUAGAGGCAGGAUUGCCUAUCAUAAUUUUGCGAUGUGCUGAUGGUUUGGAGUUAAAAGAUAUGCAAAGGCCAGUGGCAUUUCUUGCGAAAAUGACUAGCCAUAAACACUUGGCUCCUCUUGUGGGGAAGGGGAUACUGCAAGCUUCCAGGAUAAGGAGAUUGUUUGAUUGUUCAUGCCCGAAAGGCGUCAUCCUUGAUGUCCUCAUGGUCGUAUCUGAACUAGCACGUAUGAACAAGGGUUUCUAUGAAUACAUCGACAAGGCAAACAUAUUGACACGCUUAAAGGAGUUCCUCACUUCUAAAGAUCCUGAUUUACGUGCAAAGGCUUGUAGUGCUAUAGGAAACAUGUGUCGGCAUAGCUCUUACUUUUAUGAUUCACUGGCAAGACAUGGAAUCAUCAGUCUACUCAUCGAUCGAUGUGCUGACACGGACAAGCGUACCAGGAAAUUUGCCUGUUUUGCUAUUGGAAAUGCAGCGUUCCAUAACAGUUUGCUGUAUGAUGAACUUAGAAGUUCCAUACAUCAACUAACAAAUCUGCUGCUUUCACCUGAGGAAGACAAGACAAAAGCUAAUGCUGCUGGUGCUCUAAGUAAUCUUGUUCGCAAUUCCAGCAAACUCUGUGAAGACAUUGUGUCUCAUGGUGCUAUACAGGCUUUACUUAAGGUGGUAUCAGACUGCUCAACAGUAGCCUUGAAUCCUCCGAGAAGGGAUGCUGUGAACGAGUCUCCUCUGAAAAUUGUUCUGUUUGCUUUGGACAAAAUGUGUACACACUCACCUUGCAGACAAUGCAUUCGUUCUUCAGAGUUAUUUCCUGUGUUAGCACAACUUCGACAAUCACCUGAAGAAGCUAUAGCCAAGUAUGCGUCUCUGAUUUAUGGUAAAGCCAACGGAGUUUGAACCAUAUCUUACAAAUAGAACAUAAUUAAGAGAUCAAAUGUAAAGAUUAGGGGAAGAAGAUGAAGAUCGAUUGAUCAAUAUCUUUGGAAAACAACACGCGUUCAAGAGGCUUGUUCUCCUCUGCAAUGUAAUAUAAACUAAUAGUUUCAAGCAUUCAGCAUAUCUAUCUAUCUAUCUAUC